Panicum virgatum (switchgrass) is the source of this 1942-nucleotide messenger RNA. RefSeq names its product ELMO domain-containing protein A-like. The transcript has 9 exons. Bases 907 to 1656 code for a protein of 249 amino acids. The record is from RefSeq and is a predicted model, not a curated record. Lineage: Eukaryota; Viridiplantae; Streptophyta; Magnoliopsida; Poales; Poaceae.
AAGUUUUUGUUCUGCUCCUAGUUCCUACUAUGAGAUUUUACAAUUUGUGUAGUCAACAUGGAAGUUUAGGCAGUUAUUUCUCCUGGUCGGAGGAAUGGCUGCUGGUCCUGGAAGUUCUUCAGUAUGGCAAUGUCUUGAGUCUUGGUUGUAUUUUGCCUCAUUGUUUUUAUGAUAACAAUUUGUAUACCUGCCCAUCCUAGAAUAAAUUUGGGGUUGAAUUUCUAAUAUCGAACUUUCAAAGUUGCCUGCUGUUCAUAUUAUCAUAUAAUGCUUAUGGAAAUUGCAAUGGUUAAACACUAUUCCAUCAACAUUUACAAUCAUGCUCCUGGGUGUUCAAAAUUGCCAUCUUCUUUUGUUGCCCUCCUCCUUUGCUCUGCUCAUUUUUGGUACGGAACGAUGGGUACCUUUCUUCUUCAAAUUCUGGACAUCAUACAUAAGACUAGGCCACAUCAACAACUAUCUGACAGCAAAUUCUGGACCAUUAUCAACAGCAGGGCAAGGCGGCAAGCCAACAGUUGCUUUAGCUUCUGGGCAUGGCUUUGUUGGGCUCACACGUCUCGUAUCGUUGUGAGGCAGCCAAUUUGGUAGGAAAUGUGGGCGUUGAUGGAUCCCCUGACAGAUUUGUUUGGCAAUGAAAGGAGCGUUUGGUGAGAAACUCUAGGGGGGCAUUUGUGUGUUUCUCAGAUCAAGAACAUUGUCAUGUAACCUCAUGUGAGGGUGGUAUCAGUUUGGUAGCUAGGCUACAAAAAUACUUGUUUUGUCUUCAUCCUAUCAUGAUAGAUCCAUUUGAGUAUAAUAACCAUCAUAAGCUAGUAUUUAAGGUGGCGUAUAACCACAUCGUGAAUGCGUGGUGUGUGUAGUGUCAGUAGCCCUUAGACGUCUGACCCUGAAGGUUUUGGCUCUGGGAUGCUAGGGCAGCUAGCACAAUGGGCUAAAAUUGCCAACGAAGCGUCAUGUGGAUCACCAAGAUGGAUAGGGAGAGGCCUAUCUUGUGUGUGCAUCAAGCGAAAAGGGGCAUAUGAGAGAAUAUGCAUGAACCUCACACCAGUGCAGGAAGAAAGGCUUCAGAGAUUAAAGCAUCGUAUGAAGGUUUACUUUGAUCCAUCUAGACGAGAUCACCAGGAAGCCCUGAAAGCUCUUUGGCAUGCGACAUACCCUGAUCAAGAACUUCAAGGUUUGAUAUCUGAACAGUGGAAGGACAUGGGUUGGCAAGGAAGAGACCCAUCAACUGACUUUAGAGGAGCAGGAUUCAUCUCUCUGGAGAACCUUCUAUUCUUUGCCAAGACAUUCUCUGCCUCAUUUCAGAGGCUGCUAAAGAAACAGUGCGGUAACAGAGCCACAUGGGAGUACCCAUUCGCAGUUGCUGGCGUAAACAUUACAUUCAUGAUCAUGCAGAUGCUUGAUCUACAGUCAACAAAGCCAAAAACAUUUGUCCGAGCCAUUUUUAUUCAAAUGCUUUCAGAGGAUGAGUGGGCAUUUGAUCUGCUCUACUGCGUUGCAUUUGUUGUGAUGGACAAGCAGUGGCUUGACAAGAACGCCUCUUACAUGGACUUCAAUGAGGUACUGAAGUCAACACGAACCCAGCUGGAGAGGGAGCUCAUGCUAGAUGAUGUGAUGCGGAUCGAAGACAUGCCAUCAUACAGCCUGCUUUGCUAGUGACCAAAAUACCAAAUGCGCAGGAGAACAUAACCAAGUUCGUGGUUCAACUGUAUAGCACCUCCCUCUGAUUUCUAGGACGAAUUUUUUUAGCAACUAAGUAGAGUGAUGGCGUACUGAUGUUAUGCUGAAUUGGACCUCUGUAAAUAAAUCAUCAGUGUAUUACCACACGGACUUAGUAUUGCCAUCAUCCGGUCUCAAUGUUGGUGAUAUUCACAUUGUCAGAAGUGCAGAAUUUAUUCUUCGCAAUGCUUCGUGCUGUUUUAUGCAAUUGUCAGUUCUCCAA